GGUCUGGCGUUUCACUUUCAUGUCUGAUAGACUCUGAUGUUUCACCUGAAAAACCCAGAGGAGAGAGAAUUUCCACAAAGAAAAUCAACAAUUCAAUAUCUUAUUCUUAUACUUGUAAGUUCUACUUCUACUUCAUUUUCUAAAUCCCCUCCAAAAAAAGAAUCAAUUUUUUUGAAUAAAAAAACAUUGAGCGAUGAUUUCAGCUUCAAGUUCAAACUGGCUAGACCGGCUCCGGUCAUCCAGAGGUUUUCCGACCGGUUCAGAGCUAGAUCUAGACCGGUUUCUCUCCUCCUCUAGCUCCGGUUCAGUUCCCACCACCGAGUCAGCAACUCACUCCGAGUCGACUCAGUCAACUCGCUUGAGGAGAGAGAAAAUCAUCAUCUCACCCCCGGAGUGGACCCCACCCGUUUCAGGACUACUAAGUGACCUCUUCAACAUGGGAGUAGGAGAAACUUCCAGAACAUUCUCGAAGAAGAGUUCUAGAAAGCAGCCAAACCCUAGAUUCUUCUGCAGUGGGCCGAGUUCCGAGACCGAGUUACCGAGUUCUUCGGACGAUUUGAGGAGAGAGCAAAAUCAAAAUCAAAAUCAAUCAAGUGGUGAUAAUAGCUUGAAUGAGAGGUUAGAGAAUAAUGUAAUUAGGGUUGAUGAAUUGAGAAAAGUUGAUGAUGAUAAUAAUAAUGGAGGAGGAGAAGAAGAAGAAGAUGUUGAUUUGAAGACGUAUUCGAGAAAUGAAGUUACGGUGAUUGAUACUAGUUGUGAAGAAUGGAAGUCGGAUAAAUGGGUUUUUAGGAAAAAUGAUGACUGGAAAAUUAGAGAGAAAAAGAGUAAAUCUAAAUCGAGGGUUUUUGGUGGAAAAAAGAGGAAAUUGUUGGUUAGUAAUUUGGGGGAUAAUAAAUUACAUGAGAAUGAUGAUGAUGAUGAUGAUAAGUUGAAGAUGAAGAAGAAAGAAGAUGAGAUCUUGUUGCAACUAAAUAAAGGACAACCCCAGAAUGUGAAAGAGAGAGAACCUAAUCAGGAAAGAGAAGAUAUUCUCAGGAAAGUCCCUCAAAAGAGGUUUCCUUGCCCAAGACCACCCAAGAAAUACAUUAAUGAAGGCUCACCAGUGAUCCUUCUGAAGUCGAUUCCAUCGAGCAACAGUAAUGCGGCCAUUAAACCUUGUAAAAGCUUUCAAAAGAAGCGCCCGAAAAAGAUGAAGAUUAUAUGAGUUAGUCCUUACAAGAAUUGUUCAUAGAGGACUGGCGAAGAUGAGUGACAAACUUGCUCCUGUAUCUGAAUUUGAGUUCAUGGAAUGUUUAGUCAUAUCUGAUUAGGUGGUCCUGGUGCAUAUGCUUCUUAUCUCAAAGUUGUAAAUUAUGCCGCAAUUUUGUUCUACUGAUAUUCAAAUAUUGUUUACCAAUUACUUAAUAUUAAAUCUUAUUUUUUGGUCUUA
Messenger RNA from Beta vulgaris subsp. vulgaris (sugar beet), 1429 nucleotides. RefSeq lists its product as uncharacterized. The record is from RefSeq and is a predicted model, not a curated record. The transcript has 3 exons. Bases 194 to 1204 code for a protein of 336 amino acids. NCBI's taxonomy places the organism in Eukaryota, Viridiplantae, Streptophyta, Magnoliopsida, Caryophyllales, Amaranthaceae.